AUGAUCACGAACCACAAUCUAGAACAACAAUGUAUUCGUGGCAUGAAACGUAGAGCAGAACAAGAAACAACUGCGAUCCCGAAAGUUUAUGAACAAGAAAGUAUUAAAUUUUUCAUGCAAACUGGAGGUAUAUUACCAGUAUUUAAUUCAGUACGAUUGUCACUAUAUCGACGUCGUAACAGUAGUCUUCCGGUCAUACCACAUAAUUUGACAGAAUUCGAUAUACCGGACGACUGGAAGAAGGAUAACCUCGGCGGUGAUUUUCUUCAGAUAAAUGUUGAUACAGACGCAAGGCUUCUUGAUUUUGUCUCGCAAUGUGGUUUAGAACGUCUUGCUGAAGCAAAACAUUGGAAUGCCGAUGCGCAAUCAAUGAAACCAAGUUUAUUUGCUGCACUACCCGAUAAAUAUCAGACUACAUAUACAUCGCUCAUAACAAACCUGAGUGAACUUUCAUUGAAUAAUAAUAUUAUUUUAAAUCCAGAAACUAUUAUGAUGGAUUUUGAAACAGCAGCAAUCAAUAGUUUUGAAAGCGCCUAUCCAACAGCAUCAUGUAAAAGUUGUUACUUUCAUUAUUGUAAAAAUUUAUAUAAACAAAUCGGUAAAAAGGGAUGUAUUAAACUGUAUCAAGAAGAUUAUAUCGUUAAACAUUGUAUGGGGCGUUUAUUUUCCUUACCAUUAUUACCACUUGAUAUUAUUAAUGAAAUUUUUACGGAUAUGUUUCCAACCGACAGACGUUUACAAAAAUUUUGUGAUUAUAUUUGUUCAACAUACAUUGAUGAUGGCUGCAGAUAUUCAAGACAAUUUUGGAACCUGUAUGAUUGUCUUCAAAAUCGGCCUAACACGAACAAUUCACUGGAAGGCUAUCAUAGAAAACAAAAUAGGUAA
This is a messenger RNA of Didymodactylos carnosus, 885 nucleotides long. NCBI's taxonomy places the organism in Eukaryota, Metazoa, Rotifera, Eurotatoria, Philodinida, Philodinidae. The record is from the annotation of a GenBank genome assembly.